Nezara viridula (southern green stink bug) is the source of this 7754-nucleotide messenger RNA. The record is from the annotation of a GenBank genome assembly. Lineage: Eukaryota; Metazoa; Arthropoda; Insecta; Hemiptera; Pentatomidae.
CCUCUCUAGAUUUCUACUAAUCGAUUUAAUCAGCUGUUGUUGUGGUUAUGUCAAGAUUAGGGUUUUAAGUCAAAAUAAAUACAGACAGAUAACGACGGUUCCAUUUAGGCAGUAAUUUGUAAUUUUCAUUGGAAUUUGGAUUUUACAUCGUUAAAGCUAUUAAAAUUAAUGAAUUUUUUUUUAGUUUAAAAAUCAUCUUUAAUGAUGCCAUUGAUAAAAUUUCAAGUGUCAAUAUAUUAUUUUGUGUUUAAUUUGUAAAUAAGUAAAUUAAUUUUCAAAUGGCAGCAAUUACUUAGAUUAUUUAUUGAGGCUUUGUUUUUUAUAUAUAUUUAUAGCCAGAAUAUGUUAAUAUUUCUUUGAACUAAAACUGCACUGUAUCUAAUUUUGCUUAUCAAAAGAUGUUUAAACCAGAAUUCCAAAAAGACGCUUUUCUAGAGCAAAAAAAGGCUGCUAGAGAAUGUAGAGCUCAAGAAAAGAAAAAAGAACUAGCUGCCCUGAAAAUACAGUCAGCUGUCAGGGGAUGGAUCCAAAGGAAAAAAUAUAUAUUUUUAAUUUUGAAUGAGUUUGAUAAAGAAAUUCCUGUAGACCCUAAGGCAGCUGCUUUACGACCAGCCCUACACUAUUAUAAGAUAAUUUGGAGGUUUUUGUAUAUCUGGAAGGCUGAAAGAGACAAAGUUAGGUUCGAACGAUUGUGCAGUUAUUUGGUCUCUACAUUGGAAAAUGAGAAUGCGAAAAUAAGUUACAUUAGUGUAGCUUUUAAUAAAGAGUAUGCUUUAGAAUGGAUUAGACAGAUAAAGCUGAUACUUUGGAGAUGCUGCGAAUAUUUAGAUAAUUUGAAACCUGAUGUGCCCUCUGAGCUACACUCAAUUUUAUUGUUACUGCAUACACUUGUUAAUUUUACUUCAAUCAGUACAUGGAGAAUCCUCCAUACCCAGAAAAGCAUGGAGCCAUUGAAACCAGGAAUGGUUCAACUCUGUGCAAACAUAAUGGGACAUCUUUUCAUGAGAGGAUUUUAUCUGACUCUUAAGAUUUUACUGAUUAGAGGAUUGGCUCGCUCGAAGGUUAGUUUGAAAGGAGUGGCAUUGUCAGCAAUAUUCACUCUUGCAACACGCCCUCUUGUUUCGGCAAAUCUCUCUGGCAAACUGGUUUCAAUGUUUCUUAUACAUAUCUUUAGUGUGCCAGCACUUCUUUUACACCUGAAUCAAUUGGCUCCAGAGUGCAUUGGAGUUUUGGAAACCAAUGGUUUUCUUCAGCACAGUUUGGAGCUUCUAAAUGUGGAACAAGAUAUGAGGAUAGUGUUUAAUGCACUAGAAGGAAGUUAUGCUCUUUGUUUGAUUGGAAACAUUAUACAUAUUACUUAUCUUCAAAGGAGUAUACUUUCUACUGAGAUAGAUGUACAUUUAUUUUCUGAUGUAUUAAGAAGAUUGCUAAAGUGCUGCGAAGUAUACGUUGGAUCAAAACAAUCGAACUUAAGUCAUUGGCAUCCAGUUCUUGGCUGGUUCGCUCAGCCAAUGGACCCAGGUCUUCAUGAGUCAAUGGAGUUCGUGAAGACGCAGCUGUAUCUUUUCUGGUCUCAGCCACUCAUCUCAACACUCAUUGGCAGGGUCCUGGAUGAGAAUACUUUACCUGUACUUCCUGAUUCGAGUAGUAGUCUAUCAUCUUCCAAUUUCCUUAAACGGGCAAUAGACAACAGACUGAACCGUACCAAUGCAGCUGGGAAGCAAGUAAGAUACAAACUAGGUGUCACUGACUCACCUUUGACGAAAGUAUCAAAUGUAUGCUCUCUUUAUUACACAGCCCUAAAUACUCUUACCCAGCUUAGACUUGACAUAUUAACAGGUCUUUGCUAUCAAGAAUCAAUUCUUUUCCGACUUUGGAAAUUUUUGGAAUCACAGGGACCAACAUGUGGACUGAAAAUGUUUAUUGAUGCUUUAUCUGACAAUGCCAAAAUAGCCUCAUCUGCUGAAUUCCAAACACUUAUUCUUUUUUGUGAUUGUAUGAUGCAUUAUGUAACUAUUUUAGAUGACAUAGAAAUGUAUGAAGAACAGAAUCCCUUUAAGCUGAGUGAUUUUAUCUGUAUGUCAAGUUUCCUCAACAUAUUUCUCUACAAAGGAAUCUUGAAUAAUCUAUUUGAUAUGAAGCCCGGGACAUGUGGGAACAGCCUGUUCAAUGCCCUCCACAACUUAUUGCUGGUCCUGUAUAGGAGAGACAGCCGAAGGUCUUACUGUCCACCAAAUCACUGGCUCAUUAAAGAAAUUCGCAUUAGUUCGUUUCUGAAUGACCUUGACAAAGGAAAAAAAGCUGCUCAGUUGCUGUUGGCCAAAAUGCCGCACAUCAUUCCUCAUUCAGAAAGGGUCCAACUAUUCAGAAAGAACGUGGCCAAUGAGAAGGCAGUGUUGGGAUUGACAGAGUCUGCCUGUGCCGCUGCUCACUCCACUCUUAUAACUAUCCAUAGGAAAAGAAUUGUUGAAGACGGUUAUAGGCAAUUAGCUGCUCUGCCAGCUCAAUCACUAAAGGGUGUCAUAAGGGUUAGAUUCAUUAACGAACAGGGCCUGGAUGAAGCAGGUAUCGACCAAGAUGGAGUUUUCAAAGAAUUCUUGGAAGAGACUAUUAAACGUGUAUUUGAUCCUUCUUUAAAUCUCUUCAAAGCAACAUCUGAAGAAAGGUUGUACCCAUCUCCAACAUCUCAUGUACAUGAGAAUCAUUUACAAUUAUUUGAAUUUGUUGGAAGAAUGCUGGGAAAAGCAGUCUAUGAGGGUAUUGUCGUGGAUGUGCCAUUUGCUUCAUUUUUCCUAAGCCAGACUCUUGGUCAAACUCAAGAGGCUCUCUACUCUUCUAUAGAUGAGCUCCCAUCACUUGAUAAAGAAUUAUACAGGUCCCUAACUUACGUCAAACAUUAUAAUGGGGACGUGAGUGAUUUGGACCUGACAUUCUCCGUUGAUCAUGAUUUCAUGGGGAAGCUGGUGACUUUUGAAUUGGUACCGGGAGGAAGGGCUCUACCAGUCAACAACCAUAAUAAGAUAAACUACAUACAUUUGAUGGCUCAUUUCCGGAUGCACACUCAGAUCAAAGAACAGACUUCAGCCUUUAUCCGUGGUUUCCGCUCUAUCAUUAAUCCUGACUGGCUAUUUCUUUUCUCUACACCAGAGCUUCAAAGACUGAUAUCGGGUGACAAUGUACCAUUAGACAUGAGUGAUCUGCGGCGACAUACCCAAUACUAUGGUGGUUUUCACGAUUCUCAUAGGGUUGUCGUUUGGCUUUGGGACAUCUUACAGAAAGAUUUUUCUGAAGAAGAAAGGCGUCUCUUCUUGAAGUUUGUUACAAGCUGUUCAAAGCCUCCGUUGUUGGGAUUCGCCCAUUUGGAACCACCAUUUUCUAUAAGAUGUGUUGAAGUAGGAGAUGAUGAGGAUACUGGUGAUACUAUUGGGAGCGUGAUAAGAGGAUUUUUCACUAUCCGAAAGAGAGAUCCCCAACAUAGGUUGCCAACUUCUUCCACUUGUUUCAAUCUUCUCAAACUACCUAACUACCAGAGGAAGGCUACAUUACGAGACAAACUGAAAUAUGCCAUAUCAAGCAACACUGGCUUUGAACUCUCAUAAUCACCAUAUUUUUUUUAUUCCAAAGAUUUUUAUCAUUUAUUACAAAUUUUCUAACAGUAUGAUUUAGACUGAUUGAUGGUAUUAUCAUGUCAGUUCAUUAUUUAUAUAUGUUAUAUGCUUGUAUAUGUAGAAGAAGUUUAAUUUAUAAGAUAUUAAUAUUACAUUUAUACCUUACCAUUAACAUUACACUUUUUUAGUGUGUAUAUCACAUAAGCUAAGAAACACUUAAUAUUGUCACCACGAUAUAUCAAAACAAUUCGGAAAAAUAGAUUUUCUGUUAAAAGUAAUAGUAAUAGGGUGUAUAAAAGAAAAUGACUGUUUUUCUAAUACAAAUUUGUAUUAUUAUUUCUUUAAUAUAAAAUACAAUUAAUACUCAAAUUAUAGUCCAUUAUUAUCUGUCAUUAGCCAUCUGAUAGCCAAUUGCUCGAUUCCACUCUGAUACUAUUCUUUGAUAUGGCUGUCAAAGAACUCAGUGACUGCAAUUUCAACUUCUGCAAAAUUAUCAAAUUUUUUCCCUUAGAGAAAAUUGGCCAUGAAUCUAAAUAAGUAGUAAUCUGGUGGUGCAAGUUCUGGACUAUAUGGUAGAUAAGGCAGGAGUUUGAACCCAUGAAGUUCUUUAAACUUUUCUUAGGUUCGAUUGGAAGUGUGCGGACAUGCAAACCAUGGAUUUUUUUUCAAAUUGCCACCUUGCAGCAACCGGAAAAGCAUUUGACUGUGAUCUAGCCAUUGCUCACGGGUAUUCGGAUUUCGCCAGUAAAUCCACUUUUCAUCACAGGUGACAAUCUUCCGGUAAAAUCUCAUACCAGAAGGGUUUUUCAAUAAAUUUUCACACAUUUCUAACCUCUUAGCUGAUUGCUGAGGAAUAAGUUCAUGAGGGACCAGUCUAUUCCUCUUUUUCACCUUUCCCAUGGAGAGUAGAUGGCGACUAACAGUAUUUUUCGAUACACCACACUCUUUGGCAAGUUCAGGAGUACUUGUGGAUGGAUUUGACUCAGCAGCUUCCUGCAGAACCUCAUCAAUAUCCAUUAAUGGUUACCUGAAGCCCUUCUUCCUUUCCAACGCCAUAUCUCAACUGCUAAAUUUUUCAAACCAAUGCUGCGCAGUACGCUGGUCAAGGACACCUUCCCCUUCAUAUUUAAUAAUUUCAUGAGUUGCUUCAGCGCCUGUGAAAUUUGUUUCCACUAAUGCUUUAAAAUUAUGAGAAUUUCAUAGGACACCGUCAUGUUUCUUCUUUGAAACAUGACAUUAAAAUAUUUAGUCCUUUGAAAUCUUGAAUUUGAUAAAACGGUAAUUUUUUUUUAUACAUCCUAUUAUAAUUCCAUUCCACUUGAGAUGAGUAUUUCACUUGUACUAAAAUAAUAACUUUAAUUUGCUGUUACAACUGUGGUAGAGAACAUUUUUUGAGAACAUGUGAUAUAGAUUUAGUUCACGAUUGAUUAAUUAAAGUCUAGAAAUUUAUUUGAAACAUAUAUUAUCUAUUCUUGUUUAUAUUACAGAUUUUCACUCUUCAAAAGUACAAAUCCUGAAUAAUGUCUUUUAAAAAUUGCUAGCUAUAAGUAUUUUAGUUUGUGGAAACCCCAUUCUUCUCAGAAGUUUGAUUUAUAGUAUGUUGGAGGCAGCUAUUCUCUUUGGCCUCUACUGGUUGAUAUAAUUUUAUGACUAAAUAUAUUUCUUUAACUGUAUAUAUUAAUAUUUGUCGAGUAAUCUACUAUUUAUUACUGUUAAUUUUGGUUUGAGUCGUGACUUUUUAUAUUUUGUGCUCUUUUACUUUAGAUCAUGAAUAAAUAUCUAUCUAAUAAGUUUUAAAACAAUAGAGGAAUUAUAUUAAUGUUGUGUAUAUUACAUUUACUCGAAAUAGAAAAAAAAUCAUAUUCUUUUUUAGAUCUUAUGUGAUUAUGUACUAGUAUUUUAGGUACUAUUGUAUUAAUUCCUACACUAAUAUAAAUUUUAAAUGUAGUCACCCCAGACUAUGUAUUUAUCUAAAUAUUUUAGAUUUUUUUUAAUAUAGAAUUCAUCAUCAUACUUAAUCUAUUUUCUAAAAACUUUUCAGUAUUUUAAAUUUGCCAUAAUUUUGUUAUAUUAUGUAAAAGAGUCCAAUGAUUCUCUGACUGCUGACAUUCAAGAUCUCAAUUUUAGUUUUUUUUUAAAUGGUUAAAAUAAUUUCUAACAGCACUUCAGAAAAGUCAUUUAAGUUUCUGAUUGUUUAUUAUUUAAUAUCAUUCUAUUGGUGAUACCUAAUGAUAGGUGAUAGGUGGUACCUAAUGAAACAUGAUGUAUAUAUAAUUAGUAAGAACCAUUUAUAUGUAUAUAUUAUGUAGAAAACAUAAGUAUUAUAGUGAGUGAUAAUGUGAUUGUAUGUUUUAUAAGAAUUGUUAAGAUUAUUAUUCCUGCCUACAACUAAUUAAUUUGUGCUUUCUACAUCGCUUUAUCAUUAUCCAUUCAGUUUAAGAUUUAAGGAAUGUUCUGUAUAUAGAAAUAAUAUUUGCAUUGAAAAAUUAAAAUUAUUUUGUAUCUUGAAAUAACAUAAUCAGAGCUUUUAUUUUUUCUAGUCGAUUUUUAAAAAUAUAUGUACGUAUAUAAUAUUAAUUGAAAAAUUAGAUAUUAUUUUUCAUAAAAAAAUAAUAGUAAAUAAUUUUAAAUCAGUGAUAGAAUAUCUUUUUUGAAAUAUGACUCAAUGAUUUCUUAAAUUAUUUUUUGAUUUCUUAAAUUUUGUCUUAAUUCAAUACAUAAAUGAAAAAUAAAAAUGUACAAUAAAUUAAGAAACAAUGUUCAUAUAAUUAUCAUAGGUUUUCAUUUAUCUUUUCCUAAACUGACAUGAUGGCUUAAGAAAAGUAAAUUACAGACAAAAUCAAUUUGUUUGAUAAAACAUUACAAUGCAUGUUUUUAAAGAUUAGUUAUGCAAAGAAAUAUAGUAGUUUAUUUUUUUUUUAAAUUAAAAGAUAUAGAACUUAAAUUUUAUUUUGAUUUAAAUAAAAAUUAAAUCUGAUUUUUAAAGUAAAAAAAAACAAAAGUAAAAUGUUAAAAUAACUAUUGAUAAUAAUUUUAUUGUUAAAAGCAUCAUUGAUUUUAAUUAGUUUCAUCAAGCUAACACUAUUUUGUUGUAAAAUAUGAAAUAUAAAUUUUUCAAUAAAUGAAAUUUAAUAUCUAUUUAUGUAUAAAAGAAUGGUUUCCAAAAAUAAGUUCAAAGCGAUGUUUUAUUUAGUUAUAAUCCACCAUUAGCUUACUUUUUGAUUAGAGAUUAUAUAUAUGUGAAUCACUGAUUUUAUCAAUAAUCUUCAAAUUGCAAAUGACUAAAUGGCAGUUUAUUAUACCUUAAGUAUCUUUUGGAGAUUGCAGUAUUUUUUAAAAAUCAGGAUUCUUAUACAUUCCCGCUGUUUAGUCCUGCUGUAAUAAUUUCCUUUUUAUUUUAGUCUUCACUUUUAUUCUUAUUUUUAUGUUGUAUUUAACAAUCAUUUAGUCUCCACCUAAGUUUAUAAAAUAUAUAAAAGUACCAAUGUAACAGCAUUAUAUUUUCACUAGAAUAUUUACAAUUAUAUUUUAUGGAAAUAAUAAUAAUCGAUAAAUGUCAGUUGUAAGUUAGAUUUUAGUUAACAGGUAACUAUUUUCACUAAGCACAUUUGGUUAACUGUUGAUGUAUUGGACAAUCAUAUAAAGUUAGCACUUAUUGUGCAUUAAGGAUAUUAAAUUGUAAUUUUCUGACACAGAGGUAAACAGUUGAAAGUCCAAGUUUUGUCAGCAUAUCCUCCAUGCUUAAUUGGAGGCAUAUAGCCAUCCGAAGUUCACAGGAAGGUACAUAAUUUACUUUUCCAUUACAAGCAAUUAAAUGAUCAUUUUGAAUGUAUUUUAAACCAGUUAGUUUAAUAAGAUUUAUUAAAAAAAAAAAUAGUGGCUUAGAAAAAAUUUAAAUAUUAGUUAGAUGGUUUCUUAAAAAGCUACUAUUGGACUCAUGACUUUUUACCUGUAUAGUACAGAUAUGUUUUCAGCUUGUAUUCUCGUUGGCUGUGUUUUACAAUACUUACUUGCAUGCAAUAUUUUCUUCAAUUUGUAUAUAUUUUAUUAAACUUAAAUACUCAUUAAAUUUCCACAUAAAAUAUUUUUUUGUUAUUUAAAAGAUGAAAUAGUUACUUAUUAAAUGUAUUUAUGAUAAUUAUUGAA